Messenger RNA from Rattus rattus (black rat), 2861 nucleotides. It is a transcript of the gene Uvssa, whose product is annotated as UV stimulated scaffold protein A. The record is from RefSeq and is a predicted model, not a curated record. The transcript is spliced from 13 exons. Gene Ontology annotation, biological process: transcription-coupled nucleotide-excision repair; response to UV. Gene Ontology annotation, molecular function: RNA polymerase II complex binding. Lineage: Eukaryota; Metazoa; Chordata; Mammalia; Rodentia; Muridae. Gene Ontology annotation, cellular component: chromosome. Bases 493 to 2655 code for a protein of 720 amino acids.
GAGACAAGAGGCUGCAUCCGGUGGUCCGUGUCACCGGAACAGCAGAACGCUGGUACUGUCUUCUGAAGCGGAGGGUCAGGCAGCGAUUGCGGCGGGCUGAAGGGUCGUGGCCAGUCAGAUUCUCGGCCCGCAGGGUCGGAUCGGUCGCCUCCGCAGUUAUCUAGAGACUGUCGCUUGCAGAGAGCGAGUAUCCUGUGCGGCUAGUUGGAGUAAAAUUUUGUGACAUUUCCCCUUAACCGCGGCAACGUCACCCACACAGCUGACCUAAGACUGCUGGAGUUAGUCUCAUCUUUAAAACCUUAGCUAAUUAUCAUCAGAGGGCUUGAUGGCCUUCAGUGAUGGGAAUGUGGUAGCUAGCCUUCUUCGCCUGGGAGACACCCCACAGAGACACCCUAGGAACUUUGCCAUUUUACCCCAUAAACUUCGUUGCUAAAACCAAGACUAUGAAGUAUUGAUGUUAAUCCGGCAUCUCCGCGUCCCUUGUUUCUAGAUAUGGAUCAGAAACUUUCACAGUUGAUAGAGGAGCUCACAACUUCAGGAGAAUCCCAACUGAAUGCUCAGAAAAUGAAGGAACUGAAGAAAAUUUGCAAGUCUUCAGAGGAGCAGCUGAGCCAUUCCUACCGCCUGCUGAUGACACAGCUGACCCAGGACCAUGCUGAGAUCCGCCUCUCAGCCUUCCAGAUCGUGGAUGAGCUCUUCACCCGGUCCCAUCAGUUCAGAGUGCUGCUUGUUUCUGACUUCCAGGAAUUCCUGGAGCUCACACUGGGCACAGACAGUGACCAUCCCUUACCACCCCCUCGGGAGGCAGCUCAGAGGCUAAGGCAGGCAGCCAUGCAAGCUGUGGAAGGUUGGAAUGAGAAGUUUGGGGAGGCCUAUAAGAAGCUAGCCUUGGGCUACCACUUCCUAAAACACACCAAAAAGGUGGAUUUUCGGGAUAUAAAUGUUAGGACUCUGGCAGAAAGGAAGCGAGAAGAGGAGAAGCAGAAGCACUUGGAUAAGAUCCACAGAGAAAGUGCUGACCGGGCUAAGAGGGAGAUGGAAGAAAUGUCUGAUGAAAUUGGAUGCUGCCUGACAGAAGUGGAGAACUGCUUUAGGCUGCUGGUGCCCUUGGAUUUGGGCCCGUACCGAGAGGAUAAGUUCUUUGGUGAGGCAUCUGGCAUAGCAGAGGACCAUGCUCCUUGCACCUGGAGCCCAGACCUGGCAACUCCCCGAGGGUCUGGUCUCUCUGGACCCCAGGAUGAAGAGCAGCCAUGCUGUAGCAAGGACCUGGUUGCCUCUGCACACCAUGCAGGAUCUGCAGUUGGUCUGAAGGCACCAGCCCCAGCAGCCACGGAAGACCCCUGCAGGGAUGAAGACGAACACAGCGACCACGGCGACCCAGAGGAUUUCCUGCGGAGCCAUGGGCUGGGCUCCCACAAGUACACGCUGGAUGUGGAACUCCCCUCAGACGGUCUGAAGGUACAGGAGAAUGAAGACAACCUGGCCGUGCUCCACGCUGCUCGAGAUGCGCUCAAACUCAUCCAGAAUAAGUUUUUGCCAGCGGUGUGCUCCUGGGUCCAGCGGUUUACCCGUGCAGGGAUCUACAGUGGACAUUUAAAGCAGGCCAUCGACCUGAAAAUGGAACUGGAACUUGCUCUGAAGAAAUACGAAGAACUGAACAUUGAGCCUGGGAGAGGACAGAGGAGCAGGACAGAAGCACUGGAGGACAGUGAGGAGGAGGACCAGGACUUCGUGGAGGUCCCAGAGAAGGAGGGUUACGAGCCUCGAAUCCCCGACCAUCUACGAGCUGAGUAUGGGCUGGAGCCAAAGGCCCCCCUGAAGACUCUGGAGAAACGUACAGCUGUAUGUAGCGUACAGGAGAGGACCAGGAGGAGAAGGGAAGAGGAGGCCUCAGACCCCACCUCUGCAGCUGCCCAGAUGUUGCGGCUCCAGGACUGCUUGUCAUCUCCCUCCUCCUCCCCUACCAGGGGACCUCUGGGGCCAGAGGAAGCCCAGAAGCAAGCGGAGCGAGCCCGAGCACCCAUGGUGCCCUUCGGAGUGGACCUGUGCUACUGGGGCCAGGAGCAGCUAACAGCUGGGAAGAUUCUUAAAUCCGACUCUCAACACCGCUUCUGGAAACCCCAUGAGGUAGAGGAAGAGGUGGACAGUGCCCAUGUUUCUGAGAUGCUCCAUAGCCGACACAUUACCUUUUCUGGGAAAUUCGAGCCUGUGCAGCACAAGUGCCGGGCCCUCAGGCCUAAUGGCAGGCUCUGCGAGCGCCAGGAUCGGCUGAAGUGCCCGUUCCAUGGGAAGGUCAUCCCCAGAGAUGACAAGGGGCAGCCUCUCAACCCAGAAGACAGAGCCCGUGAACAGAGGCAGCAGCUUCAGCAGCAACGGGCUCAUCCAGAUUGGCAGGACCCUGAGUUUAUGAAGGACGUGGAGGCAGCCACAGGGGUGGACCUCGGUUCAUCCAAGUAUAGCAAGAAGGGCAAAGGUAAAAAGAAGAAGCACCCCAACCUCACCGACCUUCGAGAACGUGCCAACACUGCCCGGGCCCGCCUUGAGAAGAAGGUCUUUGCCAAGGGAGCCGUGCAGAGAGUAGUUGCUGCCAUGAACCAGAUGGACCAGAAGAAGCACGAGAAGUUUGCAAACCAAUUUAAUUAUGCACUGAAGUAAAAGGGUGUGGGUGUGCCGAAUGCGCAUGGUCCCCUCUGGCCAUCAGCUCCUUCCUUCCCUUUCAGAGCUCACUGGGAUAGGAAGAAGGGCAGGCUUAAGUCUGAGUAGAAUUAGAGCUUUUUUAUCUGUGUGUAACAAGGGAAGGAUGCAUUAAAUACUCUGCAGGAGGCCAGGGGAGGCCAGGGUUUGAGUCCCAACUAUUUUAA